Molecule: messenger RNA, 597 nt
Organism: Copidosoma floridanum
Lineage: Eukaryota; Metazoa; Arthropoda; Insecta; Hymenoptera; Encyrtidae
Product: integrator complex subunit 12
Source: RefSeq, a predicted model, not a curated record
AUGUGCUCCGAACCCGAGAUGUGCUCCGUGAGAGACUUCGCCAGAGCCCUGCGGCUGCUGCACUCCCCCGAACCCGGAAGCACCGAAAAGCUGCGGGUUCUACUGAACGUCGCGAUCGCUCAGAGGUAUGGGUCCGGAAAAUCCAUUCCUGCCGGGGGUGCUCGCGAGAGAGUCGACAACGCGAGUUCGAGGAUCAAAUCGGAGGAGGAAUCGGACGGAGAAGCUUUCACAGAUUCGGUGGGGAACAGCGUCGGUGGCAAGGACGAGGUGCCAAGGAUUUCCAUACCUGACGAGGAACACGGCGAGAGUCUCACGUGCAGGGUAUGCAACGUGCCCGAAUUUGGUCCUCUGAUACUCAUCAAAUGUCGAGGGUGCAGCGAGCUCUAUCACCCACUCUGCCAUCAACCGUCAGUCGUCGACGCGCAGGGCCCUGAUUUUAAUUGGAGAUGCAGCCAGUGCGAUAACCGUAGCUCGCUCGAGGAGGCCAGAAGAGAUACUGGCAGCACCGGUGGACGCGGGGUGACCGUUAGGGUCAAGCAGUACACGAGGAGAGCCCGCAAACAAACUGAAAGUCACAAUGGCUCGAGUGAACAAUAA